CAACUGUUUUCAACCAUGGCGCCACUUUAUCCCAAAAAUCUAACUAAAACUCCCCCCCAAAAAAUGUUUUGCCACACCACAACUUCCACCAAUUUCCUCCACCUUCCACACCACCAUAACCACCAACCUUUAAGUUCAUUCAUCACUUACAAUUCUCUCUCCUCCUCUUCUCAAAACCCACCUUCUGAAACCUCCAAAACCCCAAACUUAAACCCUAAUUUUACCCAACAAAUUCUUCGAACUCACAACUCAAAAUCAUCUUCCUUCCUCUUCUUAAACGACCAACAACAACAACAACAAUGGCUGCCAAAAAACGACGACGUUUUGUUCUCAGAAGAAGAAAAAGCAAGAAUCUUGGAAAUGACCCUUAUCAGAAAACGGACCCCACAAUUUCCGGGUUCAAUUUAUACCCGCCCACCUCAUGGAAAUGACCUUUCUCUCCCUCCCUUGAAUACCCUUUUGAAGGAGGAUGAUGAUGAAGGUGAGAUGUUAAUGAGGGCUGUUGAAAUUAGGAGGAAAGUUACUUUGGAAAUAUUUCUUGAUUUUAUGAUUAGGAAGGGUAAAUUUGGAAUUACUUAUUCUAAGAAUUUGGGUUCAAAGUUGGGAGAUUUUGUUGAUUUGGUGAUGAUUGAGGCUGCUUCUAUGAAGAAAGUUCCUGAAUUUUCAAGACUUUCUUUUAAUGCUCGUGCUAGAACUUUUAUUGAGGAGUCUAAUGUUGUUCCUUUGAUUAGGUGGCUGAAACACAAUUCAUUGUCACACCCUCAGAUUGGUAAAAUCAUAUGCAUGGCGAAGGGGGAUGUCCGAUUAAUAAAGGAGCAUGUAGAGUGGUUGAAGUCAAUUCAUGUCAAGGGAAGAUACAUAGGAGUUGUGUUCAUGAGGGUAGGGGAAAUCAUUUUGAAGCGUAGCAUAGAAGAAAUGGAUGAGAUAGUAAUGUACCUAGAGACUAAAGGUGUGAGAAGGGAUUGGAUGGGUUAUGUCAUCAGCCGAUGCUCCGAAUUAUUGGCUUUUAGCAUGGAAGAAGUGCAAACUCGUGUCAGUUUCUACACAGAUAUGGGAAUAAACGAGCAUGAUUUUGGCACGAUGGUUUAUGAUUGCCCCAAAGUUCUUGGCUAUUUUACUUUAGAAGAGAUGAAGCAAAAGGUAAACUAUAUUAAGGACUUUGGGCUUGGUGAUGAAGAUGUCGGAAGACUACUUGCGUUUAAGCCUCAGUUGAUGGCAUGUGGCAUUGAGGAAAGAUGGAAACCCCUUCUCAAGUACCUUUACUAUCUUGGAAUCAACCGUGAUGGCAUGAGAAGAAUGCUUGUCAUCAAACCAAUGGUGUUUUGUGUGGACCUGGAAACCACUAUUGUGCAAAAGGUACGGUUUUUGCAAGACAUAGGUAUCAAAGAAGAGGCCAUUGGUCGCAUGCUUGUCAGGUUCCCUCCACUGCUGACGUACAGCCUUUACAAGAAGAUUCGUCCAGUGGUUGUAUUCUUGUUAACAAAAGCUGGAGUUAAACAGAAGGAUAUAGGGAAGGUGGUAGCUUUGGCACCAGAGCUAUUAGGGUGCAGCAUUGCACAUAAGUUGGAUGGCAACGUGAAAUAUUUUCUGUCCCUUGGGAUUAGCCUUCCACAGUUAGGUGAGAUGAUUGCUGACUUCCCGAUGCUCCUCCGUUACAAUGUCGAACUUCAUCGACCUAAAUAUCGCUACCUGCGAAGAACAAUGGUCCGUCCUUUACAGGAUCUCAUCGAGUUUCCAAGGUUUUUUAGCUACUCCUUAGAAGACAGAAUCAUACCGAGACACAAGGUUCUGCUGGAGCAUCGAGUAAACUUCAAACUCCGCUAUAUGUUGGCAAGCACUGACGAGGCAUUCAAACAGCAGGUUCAGGCUGCAGUUGAAAGGCGGCAGAGAUUCGAAUCAGGUGCUGCUCCACUUGAAACUCGUACCUCUAAUGAUGAUGUUGCAGAUUCUGAGACAAGGGACUAUUCAUCUAUUACUGAAUCCGACUCGAGUUCUUUCCUGAGUAAAGAAUCUGAGAUGGUUAUGCUGAAUUCAGAUUGACAAGUCUUUUUGCUCGAAACCGAUGUACACGAACUCAUCAUUAAAAGACUGCAAGUACUUUUGUAUAUAUCAGUGAAUGGUGAAUCUUGCUUACAGAUGAUAAUUAUACUCCAAAAAGAAAGUUUGUAUGUCA
Messenger RNA from Beta vulgaris subsp. vulgaris (sugar beet), 2173 nucleotides. Its product is annotated as transcription termination factor MTERF2, chloroplastic. The record is from RefSeq and is a predicted model, not a curated record. Gene Ontology annotation, biological process: regulation of DNA-templated transcription. Gene Ontology annotation, molecular function: double-stranded DNA binding. Lineage: Eukaryota; Viridiplantae; Streptophyta; Magnoliopsida; Caryophyllales; Amaranthaceae.